Molecule: messenger RNA, 637 nt
Organism: Anolis carolinensis (green anole)
Lineage: Eukaryota; Metazoa; Chordata; Lepidosauria; Squamata; Anolidae
Gene: snrpe
Product: small nuclear ribonucleoprotein polypeptide E
Exons: 5
Coding region: 130-408 (92 amino acids)
Biological process (GO): spliceosomal snRNP assembly; mRNA splicing, via spliceosome
Cellular component (GO): U2 snRNP; U4/U6 x U5 tri-snRNP complex; precatalytic spliceosome
Molecular function (GO): RNA binding
Source: RefSeq, a predicted model, not a curated record
UGGCCUACGUCGGGAAAACGUCAGUCGGCGCGCUCGCGAGGCAGGACGGAAGAGGCAGACAGACGGUGAGGCUUGGGCCUUGAGGAGUUUCUCGGCGGGAUUUUUUUUUCAAGCACAGCUCCCGCAGCCAUGGCCUACCGCGGGCAAGGGCAGAAAGUGCAGAAGGUGAUGGUGCAGCCUAUCAACCUCAUCUUCAGAUACCUACAGAAUAGAUCCAGAAUUCAGGUGUGGUUGUAUGAGCAAGUAAAUAUGCGAAUAGAAGGCUGCAUUAUUGGAUUUGAUGAAUAUAUGAAUUUGGUUCUGGAUGAUGCAGAGGAGAUUCACUCAAAGACAAAAUCAAGAAAACAGCUGGGUCGAAUCAUGUUAAAAGGAGACAAUAUUACUCUUCUACAAAGUGUUUCUAACUAGAAGUUGCUAUCUUAAACCUGUAACUCAGGCAAAUUGUUAUUUGAAACUUUAAACCUGCAGAAGAAAAACGUAAUUGAUGCUGUCACUUCCAAUUUCUUCCUUGCUAUUUUGAGAAGAGAGAAAAGAAUGGAGCCAGUUUCUUUGUUCACACUAACAUAAUUGGGGGUGACAUUUUUUUUUACAUUUGCGUGGACUAGUAGUUGUUUAUAAAUAAACAUUUUUGUUAAUA